Cataglyphis hispanica is the source of this 3038-nucleotide messenger RNA. Its product is annotated as tropomyosin-2-like. The record is from RefSeq and is a predicted model, not a curated record. Gene Ontology annotation, cellular component: actin filament. Gene Ontology annotation, molecular function: actin filament binding. Gene Ontology annotation, biological process: actin filament organization; muscle contraction. The transcript has 6 exons. NCBI's taxonomy places the organism in Eukaryota, Metazoa, Arthropoda, Insecta, Hymenoptera, Formicidae. The coding region runs from base 1 to 855 and encodes 284 amino acids.
AUGAACGCCAUUAAGAAACAGCUGCAGAUGCUAAAGCUCGAAAAAGAUCUCGCGAUGGACAAAGCUGAUCUGUGCGAUCAGCAAGCAAAAGAGGCAAAUCGGAAGGAAGAAAAAUUGAGAGAUGAAGUUUGCGAAUUAGCGAAAAAACUGAUGCAAAUGGAACAUGAUCUUAAAGUGAGCAAAGCUCAACUGAUAAAAUCAAACAAGGGCCUUGAGAUGAAGGAGAGAAUCUAUAUCGUGACGCAGUCGGAACUGGCUGUGUUAAAUAGAAAAAUGCAACAGUGCAUGCAAAAUCUAGAAAAAUCCGAGGAACGACGUUUAUCGGCUCAAGCGAAGCUCGCGCAGGCCAUGGAAACUGCGGAAGAUGCAAAGCGCAUCUGUAAAGUCCUGGAGAAUAGGAGCAAGCAGGACGAAGAAAGGAUGGACCAAUUGAUGACGCAAUUGAAAGAAGCGAGACUCAUCGCCGAAGAUGCUGACACUAAAUCGGACGAGAUUUCAAAAAAAUUGGCGUUUGUCGAGGACGAGCUCGAAGCGGCAGAAGAAAGGGUUAAAUCAAGCGAGGCGAAAAUUCUUGAGAGAGAGGAUGAGUUAUUUAUUGUCGGCAAUAUACUAAAGUCUUUAGAAGUGUCAGAAGAGAAAGCUAAUCAAAGGGUGGAAGAGUUUAAAAUGCAACUGAAAGAAUUAAAAGUGAAAUUAAAAACUGCCGAAAAGCGUGCUAUAUUUGCCGAAAAAACUGUCAAGAUAUUCACGAAAGAAAUGGAUAAGAGAGAAGAUUACUUGUCAAAAGAAAAGGAAAAGUACAAAUUUAUCUGCGAUGAUCUGGACUCUACAUUUUCAGAACUUACGGGAUACUGAUUUUUCCACAAAAUGUUCAAUCGAUUAUCUUUAAUCGAGUUUGCAUUGCAUAAAUAUAAAUCUAAUCGCAAUACUUAUGUAUAUCGAAUCAUUUAUUUUUAAGGUUCGACCAGAAAAUGAAAUUCAUUCUGAUACUUUACACGAUAUUAAUUUAUUUAAUCGAUUCUACGAUCGACACAAUGCAUCAAAAUGCCGUACCACAGAUUUAAUACAGUUUAAAUUUAAUCGCACAAUUCGUUUUUUUAAUCAUACAAUCUCCGAUCGCUGAAUGGAGAGAAAACUUGCGAGCUUCUUCAUUUCACUGACAAUGAGAUUCUCGCGAGGUCUUUUGCGCCAAUACCCUUUCUUUUUCUACAACAACGUUAAUCGUAGUUACAAUAACAAUUAUCCGUUUGAUUUAUUCAUUUGCCUCCAUUCAUAUCGAUGCAACAAUUAAAGUGCAUUCUCCGAGCUGCACGGAUUAUCGCAAAGAGUGAUGAGGGAUGCACCGAGUUAUAUCACUGCAUCAUCCUUCGAGGACCGUUUAAUCAUUCGCGAACAAAAAUAUCUCAUCGCAAUUGAGAUCUUAACGUAUCAGAUGUAAUGAGAUAAAUAGAAAAAUUAUCUAAUUCAGAUUAUAUUUUUUGUAAAAAACUUUUCAAUCUAUAAAAAAUUCGUUGAUAAUUUUCCUCAAAAUGGUUGAUUAUAGAAAAGUUUUCAUUAAUUUAUUUAUUUAUGUACGAUUAUGAUAAUAAAGAGAACUGGUCCCCAUAAAAGAUUACAAGAAGAGAUUGACAGAACUCGGUCGGUCCAUGACGCAAGAAAAAUGUACAAAAAUCGUGUCGACGACAACGUCUUGCAAUUACACCACAACGAAUCGCACUUCGUCUUCUCCGAAAAUCGUCCUAUCGAUUUAAUCGAAUACUACAAGUUUGAUUGACGUGCUUCCCUUAUAUACAUUAACGUACGCGCCGUACAUGCUUCUGAAUGCACACGCCUUGAUGCCCGUGUACUCAACAUAUGUAUUUAUAUACGUAUAUCUACGGCCUCGUCUUCGUAGUGUCGCGCACAGUUUUGCUUAAGUUAUCGGUAUUACUUUACGAUAAAUCUGUAAAAUUUUUAAACGUCGUUUACAAUAUUCUGACAUGUGAGAUUAGAAUUUCUUAGCUUCUCCUAAAUUGUUUUUUCGUAAGAUCAAAGUUAUCGUCCACGUGUGUAUAGAGAUGUACAAUAAAUUCGGAACAGUCUCCAUCGCGCUUAAAUAAAUUAAGAAAUGGCAAUACGUACGCCAUCACAAAGAGAGAGAAGUCCGAAUAUAAAAAACAUCGUAUAGUAUACUUAACUAUUUAAAGCGACACUUGGAGGAGAGUGGAAGAAGAUCAACAAUAACUCCAUCACUUGGAUGUAGAUAAAUGUUACAAAAAACGUCUUUUUUCAAAGUAUGUAAAGCGAUCUCAAUAUUAUCUCUUUUUAUAAAAUGUUCUGAUAAAUGAUCUGUGAGAUGGCAGUGGAAAUAUUGGAAGCUCGCGAGGCAGUAGGAUGCGCGCGUUCAAUUAAUUCUAACGGCAAUUUUUUAUUACUUUCGAUUUCAGUCUGAAGAAGAGUUGCACUGGUACGACUUAUUGCAUAAUAGUAAGAUUGAUCGCGUCGGAUCAUGAGAUUUCAAAGUGCGCGACAUUAGAAGAGAGAUUUCUUGGAGGAGAAAGAAAGGCGGUUUUCUUUCUCUGAAGCGCAGGAAACGAGAUUGCUGCGAUCAGCUGAUUCGCGCUUGAUUCCGAUUGUAUGUAUAUCGCGCUCCGCGCACAGAAAAAACAUUCUACAUAGAAGUCUUAGGAUUAAUAACCGACUUAAAGUAAUCAACGGUGUUAUUAUUAAUACAUAUAUAAACUUUACAACGCAACAGAGCCCAAUUAACCCAUCAACGUUCUCCGUCUUGGAGACUUGGAAGUCUGUGUCUUUUCUCCGAUUCAUUCGCGUAUCAUCCCAAUCUUUAAAAUAACAUGCGCGCAUCGAAUAUAGAUGUAGAUUAUUUUCAAAGUAGCUUCAGACUGCCUAUACAUUUACGCGGAAUAGAAGAAAAUCUUUUUAAAAUGCUUUUUAAUACAAAUAAAAUUGACUUAUUACAUAUAUUAAAAGUAAUUAAAACUAUAGCAUUUAAAUAGCAAAAGAUAUUAAAUAGAAUGAAAUAAAGGUUAACAUAUAGA